UUGGCACUUUUUUUAUUAUUUCCAACUAAUAAUUAUACUUUCAUAUAUUUUCUCAAUUUCGACAGCCUCCUCGGCAUUGCUGAACUCUCCGUAUGCUGCAAAAGCCAUGCAUCCUGUCCUAAGCAUGUAGAAGCCAAAUUCCCUGAAACGCCUCGAUAUCUUCCUAACGAAUUGGUUCUUAACUGUAUCUUUGGCCAGAUUAAGAAGGAGCAAGUCCAGCCUGUGAGUAUACAGAAUAAUCCUUCUUCUAGUCUUCAGCAUUUUAAAGUUUUCCCUCCAUUUUUCGCGUGCUCGAUGUGCCUCUUGGAGGUGGAGAAUGGCCGACGCAUUUCUACCGUUUGGGAGCAAAAGAGCAGUCGAGCUGCCGUUGGCUCAGAUCUGCCUUGGCGCGAUGAAACGUUCUGCCUGUCCACUUCUCGCGAUACCCAUCUGCCUCUGAGCCCCUCCGAUGACGAGGCUGUGGAGGCAAAUCCUCGAACCAGCUCUACCACUGCUUGGCCAUUGUACCUCUUCCAGUUCGGACGAUCUCGCCGCCCCAUCCACUUUGUCUCGCUGGCCUGUGGCGGCUGUCUCCUGCUGGCCUGCAUCGCAGCUCUCUGUUUCUACGCCUCCCGAGCCGUCUGUCCCGGUUCGACAAUCACUGGCCACGCUCGGACCUGGUCGUUAACCGGGCGCAUCGCCGCAGCUUGCAAACUAGAUCGCAACACUGUUUUUGCUGUUUCUAUAACUACAGAUCGGCCUGUACCCGUCUGA
Molecule: messenger RNA, 753 nt
Organism: Protopolystoma xenopodis
Lineage: Eukaryota; Metazoa; Platyhelminthes; Monogenea; Polystomatidea; Polystomatidae
Source: the annotation of a GenBank genome assembly